CAUGAGUAUACUCCCUCUAUCGAGAUGGAGCAAUCUGCAACCGAGGUUAAGGCUGAAGAAGCUGGGGUCCUCCAAGUUUCAAAUCAAGCUCCAUCUACCGAGGAUGCUACCCUUACUCCUGUCCCUCAGCCCAAGGUUGCUCCUACUUUUGCCGAUGUCGCCCCUACUCGUAUCGACACUAUUCCUGGCCCCUAG
This is a messenger RNA of Ilex paraguariensis (yerba mate), 195 nucleotides long. NCBI's taxonomy places the organism in Eukaryota, Viridiplantae, Streptophyta, Magnoliopsida, Aquifoliales, Aquifoliaceae. The record is from the annotation of a GenBank genome assembly.